AUGCCGUUUGUAACUCCAUAUUAUACGCAGGGAGGAACAGGGGGAGGUGGUAGCUAUGGUUCCAGCUAUGGAGGGCAACCAUAUUAUGCAUCUCAGCGAUCAUAUGGCAUUCCAAAAUAUGAUAUUGGAGGACGCACCGUAACAGCAUCUACCUCCCCUGGUUACUCAAAGAGUGCUGGGAGCACUUAUGGAUCCUCUCUCGGUACCGGGGACUAUAAGAGCCAAGCUACGAGCUACUCCGGCGGUCUAGACAGAAUUGGCAGCUAUUCGGGGGGCUUGGAUAGGCAUGGCAGCUACUCAUCAUUGGACAGAGCAUAUGGGGGGUCGUAUGGUUCACGUGAUAGGUAUUCCUCCGCCGAUAGAGGCUAUGGAGGAUCUGGAUCACGUGAUACGGGAAGAUACAGCUCAUUGGAUAGAUACUCCUCACGGGGAGGCUCGGAUUAUGGUUCAAAUUAUGGGGAUUCGUAUAAGACUGGAUAUGCGUCAGAUUAUGGUGGGGGUAGUACCAAAUCAUAUGGAUCAUGGGACAGGAACUAUCCUAAGUACUCCAUUGGAACUAUGUCGACCCCUGUUAGUAGAGACCCCUCUCCUGCAUCUUCUUAUGGCAGCGGAUCACCUUACUCUUCACUUUCAAGAUCCUCUUACAAUAGCAAACCAAGAGACUUUAACGUAUCCUCACUUGCUUCAUACUUUGAUAAACCAUCUUAUUCUAGUUCAUCACGUGACCCGUCUUCGUCACGGGCAAGUGGAUAUUCAUCACGUGAUACUUCUUCCUCGCGGUAUGAUAGGAGUAGUUAUGAUAGACAACCAUCGUAUGGUUCAAGCUAUGGAAGCAAUAAAGAUUCAUAUAGUAGACAAAGUUCAUAUGAAAGACCAUCAUAUUCUUCACGGACAAGUACUUCAGUACCCUCAUACUCUAGACAAUCCUCAAGGGAAAUGGCUUAUACAAGUCCAAAAUCAAAGCCACCAGCUAUUGUCAUACAACCAAAAACUAGCUCUAGUUCGAGUGAGUCAUCUGAGGAAUGCUCUUCAGAUUCGGAGAGAAGGGCAAAAGGACAGACUUUAACCUAUAGAACCAGUAGGGGCACGUCUCCUGUGGAUUUCGACAAUGGGCGAUCAAGGUCACGGAAACCUAGAUCCAAACAUAAGGUUGCUAAGAAGAAGACGCAGGCUAUACCUAAGUCAGAGCCUGAGAUUAAAUUUGUGAAUGGAAAAAGAGUUGUUGUUGAGCCAAGUGUGUCUAAAACUGUUGAAUGUUCUUGUCAAACGGAAGACGAUCCACAAUCUCCCACUCGCUCAAAACAAAAGGAUACCACUGGUGAUUAUGAAAGUGAUACAUUUUAUAAAUACUAUGAGAAAUAUGUAGGAAGUGGAUAUCAUAGUAAGCCAUCUACUGCAAGCAAUACAUAUUCAUCAGGAGAUUCUAGAGGAGGACGGAGUUCUACCAGUAGUACCCCAAGUUAUUCAAAAUACAAAGAUAGGGGCUCUACUAGCUCACAACCAGAUUCACCGACUAAAACGUCCUGGAGGGAUCAAGUUUAUGGGGACGAUGCACGUAAGAAAACUGAAAGGACUCAGGCUGACCCUGCACCUGCGAGUGUUGAGAGAAAGACUGAAACGGUGGAGCAGAUUGACACUGCUGAAGACAGAAGGCAGAAGAGGCUAGAACGCAGAAGAAAGCAACGUGAGGCAGAAGCUGCUCUUAAUAGGAAAGAAUCAUCUCCACCACCACCACCGGUGGAGGAUCCAAACAGAUCAAACCGUAGUAGACCAAGGGCAGAAGAAGCACAGCCUGAAUCAAGACCAGAUUCUAGAAGGGACAGGCAUCUUCAACCUGAGACAAGACCUGACUCCGGAAAAGGAAACCAGCUUAGAGAUGAGCAUCCAGAACCUCAGAAACUGCAGCCUGGACAAAGAAGGCAGGAUGCCAGAAGAAUUGAAUCUGAGGCGAAGAGAAAUAGAAGAAGGGCUGAGCGAGAAGAAGCCGAGCGUCAAGAAGCACUGAAAAGACAACAACAGCAACAAUUACAACAGCAACAACAGGAGCAAAGACGGAGGAGGAAAGAAGAGUUGGAAGAGACAUCCAGGAGACAAAGGCCAGAAUCUGACACUCGAAGAAGAAGGAAGCAAAGGGAGAUCGAAGAAGCAGAGAGACUUGCAAAUCAGUCUCGUUCUAUGGAAAACAUGGGGCCAGAUGGAGCUCCUUUAACACCUGAUACAUUAGGUAUGCGUGAAAGUAUAGAUAAGGUCGCUCAGUGGAAGGAGCAGAUAAGAAGAGAGAAAGCACAACAAGACCAGGCACUCUCCCCUAACUCUCCACAUGCGUUAAAGUCUGGUGUAGGUAGCAUGACAUCAUACCAAGUGAGACGCCGUGCACCUCUUCAGGGAGACUUAAAGCAAAAACCUUACCAGCCAAAGAACAGACCGAUGGGUGAUAACAGAGAGAGUUAUGAGAGGGGCCCAUUACGAAUACAUGGACAACAGUAUGAGACUGACUCAGAGAUGGAAGGUUACUAUGAACAGGUGCCCCAUCGAGCUUAUGAACCUCACCAUCGUCCUGGCGAUGAAACAUCUGAAUUUGAAUCAGAUAUUGAUGUUGUUCCUGAAAUGCCACAAAACAGGCAUUCACGUGCAUAUGAACCUCGAACUGCAAGAAAUAUUGACUAUCCUGAUACAUCUGACAGGGAUUCGCCAGAACCUGAACACCACAGGAUGUCACGCUCGUCAAGUGGUUCAAGUAGACACCUAUCAGAUACUAGACCACCAAAUUAUCCCAAUGAAGGUGGUAAUGAAGUACCUUUUGCAAGAGAUCACUCUCCAAACAGGGAUAAAAGAUACCAUAGAAGGAAAUCAUCCCGACAUGGAUCCAGUGAUAGCGUAUUUUCAAGAGAAGGCAGUCCACAUAAUAAAGAUUUUAGAAAAUCUGAGUUAAAUGCAAGUGGAGAGAGACUGGAUAAUCAGGGAACAUUUUCUCCUAGAAGAAAGAAUUCUGGUAGUUCCUCGGAUGCUUUUUCAAGAGACGUAUCUCCAAAUAGACUCACAGCUCGGCAGUCAUCCCACGAUAAACUUUUAAAAGCUGGAUCACAAGAAAGACCUGGUUCAGCAGGAAGAUCACGAGGUCACCAUCUCGAAAGGGGAAGUGAUACAGACAGCUCAGUUGGGUUUUACAGAGAGGAGUCUCCUAAUGUACAUCAUGAACAGCACCAUCAUGGAGAUCGACCCAAACGUGGACAGAGGCAUCCACCGAGAACUUAUGCAGGAGUUCCAGAAUUCCCAACUGAGGAAGAAGUGGAGCAAUCAGUAAGAGUGUUUAGCAAGCAAAGACCUGAUGGUGAAACAUUCUAUAGGGAUGGAACACCCGAUGAGGAUGAGGAAUGGGCCUCAAAAUCGAGGAAACCACGCAACAGGCCACCGUCACCAUAUGAAAAUGCCGAGCCUAAGAAGAUGAGCGUCAAUGAGAGAUUGGAACAAAGACGUCUAGAGCGCCUAAAGGCGAAGGAAAUGCCUAAAAGGAAUGUAAGAGAAGAGUCUCCAUAUGACAACACAGACAAGGAAGAUUUACCUCCCCUAAGGAUUGUUGAACCUCAGGAUGAAUACCCCGUUCAGAUGGACUUUAGAACAAAACAGCUCCACAAGCAACAAGAAGAUCAACGACGUGAGGAGCAGCUAAAACGACAGUAUGAGCACCAGCGUCAGCUUCAGGAAGAACAGGACCGUCUGCAUGAAAAGGAGAAACAACGCCAACGUCAAAUUCAACAAGAGAGAGCUUACCAACAAGAACAACUUGAAUAUGAACGUCAACGUGAACUUGAAUCACUUAAGCGGUUAAAGAAAAGCCAGGAGGAGAAACAAAGACGCAAGCUGGAACCACAAAUGCGCCACGGUGAAAGCCUUGACGAUAUAAAGCACGCCAGAUCAAUGGAACAACUAAAUGUACCACAGGGUAGGAUGCGUCAUGCAGAAUCGAUGUCAUCUAUCAGCACAAUGGAUGACAGACCUAGAUCCUCGAAAUCUAACCUUAACAAGGGAAGGUCAGUUAGCGUUACUGACAUGUUGCAUAGUGACAGUGAGGACCCUGGUUCACGAAGAAAGGGAUUAAUAAGUGGAGUAUGCGAUAUUGAUAGCCUGCUUGGUUUUACAGAAGAUGACUUUACCGACGACUUUACAAGUGAUGAUGAAUGGUAUGAUGCUUACGCUGGGACCAAAGAAUCAGUGCUAUCUCCUAUUACUGAAGAUAGCAAACGUAUAACUGAUGAACCCACACCUUCUGGCCCCGAGUUUAUCAGUGAUAUAACGAGAACAGAUGGUUAUAUCAGUCAUUUUCAUGACAUCGAUGAACUACUUGGAGAUGAAGAAGAGGAAGAAGAAAAGGCCAAAGAAGCUGAGAUGGCAAAGCAGAAAGAAGGUCAAAAAUCUAGUGAUGAUGAAUUUCAUGAUGCUCAGGAUAUAUUAGAUGAGGAAGGGCAUGUAAAAGCAAGGACAGCCAUGAAGGACAUCGAUGACCUACUAGGCCUACAACGACUGGAUACUGUUGAUGAAACAGAAGAAGAUAAAAAUCUUAUGGAUACGGAUACCCCACCUGAAGGUGCUGAGAUGAAGGUCAAAGUAACACCUGCUGCUGUAUCACACACUCUCCUAGAUGCUCCAAUUCCACCGACUCCAGAUCCAGUUCUUUCACCCAAUCAGAUGUCUAAAUCACCUCUUGAUGCAGCCAUACAAAAACAAGCUGAAAACCUCUCAACACGAAUGUAUCAAAGUACGGAACAGUUGAACAAACUGGGAACAGGAAAAGGAAAGGGUACGCGUGGAAGGGGGAGAGGUAAAACACGAACUAGGUCUGUUGAAGCACUUGAUGACCUUGAUAACCUUCUUACCACACUAACGUCAUCUCCUUCCACCAAAAGACGUCAUCAAGCUGACACGUUUGAUUUGUUUAAUAAGGACGCCAAAGAGGAACUCAAAUCAGAUUAUGAAGCGUCUGAUGUUGAAGGAUCACUUGGACGAAAAAAGAAAGGAAAAUCCCAAUCACAAGAUCAGCUCAUAAACAUCGAUGACGAAACUCCUUCUUCAGAGGAUGAUGAAGAUGGCUUUGGAUUUCUCACACCAGCUACUGUCAAAAAGGAAAUCAAAGAACAACAUAAACAGUAUGAGAAGGACAAAUUAAAAGGUCUUGUAAGACCAUCCGCCUUGGACCUUUCAGGUGCAACAGAUCACGAUCGAUUCGCCCCUCCUCCAAGGUCACCAGUUGGUGUAAGAAAGACAAGAAGACACGAACUGAGGGCAAUGUUACUAAUGAUCCAAAGGGCGAAGGGCAACAUCCCCAUUACAGACAUACUAUCUCUGUGCCAAAAGCCAUCUCUACCUGCUAUAUUUAGACUGAAGUUGGAACAAGAACAUGAUGUUGACUUCAAGGGGUAUAGAUCAGCCAAUGAGCUUCUGGAUAGCAUGGGUGUUGAUAUAAAGAGGGUAAGCAUAUCCUACAAACAAGGCAUUGACAUGCAAAAUGUCACCGUCUGCUAUUCGUUACAGUCGCCGACCGUCAAACACCAACCGCCAAACACAUCCACAUAAAAGUGACAUUGCAUUUCAGCUCAGAGGUUCUUGCAAUGAGUUUAAUCAUAUUUUGCUAAGUUUGGGUGUAUCAAUACCCUCUCACCAUUAAAUGGGAUAUAACCAAAGAUUUAGUUGUGGUAUAAACAUGACUUAAGUGGCAAGGGGU
This is a messenger RNA of Owenia fusiformis, 5719 nucleotides long. Lineage: Eukaryota; Metazoa; Annelida; Polychaeta; Sabellida; Oweniidae. The record is from the annotation of a GenBank genome assembly.